CGCCCCAAGACGGCUCCGGCAAGCGCUAGCCGCUCCGCCCUGGGCCAAGUCGCAGUGCGUCGACGUUGAAGCCGCGCCGCGACCGAGGGCUGGGCCAGCGCCAGAGCAUACCAAGAAAAGUGAGGACAGUAAUACGCCAGCCAGCACCCAUCCUCCCUUCACUGCACCGCCACACCCCCAUUACGCACUCGCAACGUACGCACGCACGCCCACGCCGCCCGCUACAAAGAGGCUCCCAGACGCUCGCCCUCGUCUGCUCCGUCUUACAUACACCUGCCUGCCUGCCUACCUGAGCUCCACCCACACAUACAGCUUGCGCCGCCGCCGCCGCCGCCGCCGCCGCCGCCAACCGCCAACCGCCAUCCGCCAUCCGCCAGAUUGCCCUGCGCACCUCCCGCACGCUUGAAAAACAUACACGUGUUACGCCGCCUGCAGCCAUGACGCUCGCCGAAGAGUUCAAGUCGCGGAAUUUCAGUAUCUACGGUCAAUGGACGGGAGUGCUGUGCAUCUUCCUGUGCUUUGCGCUGGGCAUUGCCAACAUCUUCCACGCCAACUUUGUCAUUGCCUUUAGCAUCGUCUGCCUGGUGUGUUCGUUUGUCAUCAUCUUCAUCGAGAUACCGCUCCUCCUCCGCAUCUGUCCCACGUCGUCCAAGUUCGAUGAGUUUAUCCGCAAAUUCAGCUCCAACUACAUGCGCGCCGCCAUCUACUUUGUCAUGAGCGCCAUACAAUGGAUCAGCAUCUGGCCCAUGGCGACGAGCCUGAUUGUGGCGGCCAUCUUCCUGCUGCUGGCCUCGAUGUUCUACGCGCUCGCCGGCUUCAAGGGCCAGCAGUUCCAGGGCAGCAAGACGCUCGGCGGCCAGGGCGUUGCGCAGAUGAUUAUAUAGGGCACGGGGGUGGGCAACGAUUGCGAAUAACGCGACACGCUUUGACUGCACGGCGCGACCGAGGGUGAGGGGGGAAUAUACCAUGGCAGCUGUGUAGCUACAUGAGGCCACGACUUGAGUUUGUUGUAUCAUUGGUCAAUAGCUCGGCGUUAGGGGGAGCUACAUGUAUCAUGUGGAUUGCUUGAAUUGGGAGACGGUUGGCCAAGCUUUUCCAGGCAGCCAAAAAUGCG
Exserohilum turcica Et28A is the source of this 1114-nucleotide messenger RNA. RefSeq lists its product as uncharacterized. The transcript has 4 exons. The record is from RefSeq and is a predicted model, not a curated record. NCBI's taxonomy places the organism in Eukaryota, Fungi, Ascomycota, Dothideomycetes, Pleosporales, Pleosporaceae. Gene Ontology annotation, cellular component: Golgi membrane. Bases 438 to 884 code for a protein of 148 amino acids. Gene Ontology annotation, biological process: vesicle-mediated transport.